Messenger RNA from Hibiscus syriacus, 1813 nucleotides. Its product is annotated as putative disease resistance protein At4g19050. Bases 104 to 1441 code for a protein of 445 amino acids. The record is from RefSeq and is a predicted model, not a curated record. NCBI's taxonomy places the organism in Eukaryota, Viridiplantae, Streptophyta, Magnoliopsida, Malvales, Malvaceae. Gene Ontology annotation, molecular function: protein binding. The transcript is spliced from 4 exons.
GCUAAACAAUAAAUAUAAAGACAGUGAUCGAUUUCAGAGAUUGUCAUCGUUUGGAUUCCGCUUCAAAUCCUCCAAGGUUCAAAGCAUACAGGUAUUGUGAGAGAUGAGUGAUAAAGGCAGUUCAAACCCAGAUAACAGUGAAGAACCCGAAGAAGAGAUCCGUGAAGAACCCGAUUUAGGUGAGACCCAAACCCCGGAAGAGAUCCGUGAAGAACCCGAUGAAGUUGAGACGCAAACCAAGGGAGAGAUCAGAGAAGAAGCCAGUGAAGGUAGUAAUGCCCAGGAAGAUGAACAAGCUGAAGGUAGUACCCAAGAACACAAUCAAGACAGUCCCAAAGAGAUCAAUGAAGACGACGACGCUGAAGUUGAAAAAUUUAUGGGGACAGCGGAUGGUGGCAUGAUGAGAACACUGUGUGGUGAUGCGAAAGAGAAAAUGAUCUCACUAUCGAUUGACAGAAGUUGUCUAUGCAGGGAAGUUCAUGAUACUUUCUUUGGAGAUAAGCAGAACCUCAAUCUGCUUGCUAUUGUUCCUCCCCGGCUUGAAUCCCCUGAGGAACUUCCCAUGUCUAAAGCGGACAAGCUGCUUGUGCUCAUGCUCAGAGGCUCUUACCUGUUGGAGAAUGUAAAUAUUGUUGGAAAACUCAGAGCCUUGACUGUUCUUGAAAUAUCUGGUUCAAGAGAUUGGAAGAUAUACCUCCCGGCUGACUUUUUCCUUCAAGUGCCCCGACUUCGGAGCCUUGACUUUUCUGGAAUUGGGAUUGAGUCAUUACCUGAUAGCUUCUCCGAAUUGACUGAUCUUCGGAGGCUCGCCCUUAGACAGUGUUCUUCCUUGGAACAGCUUCCAAAGCUGGCAAAGUUCACUAAACUUGAGGUAAUUGAUCUUUUUGAAUGCACAAGUUUGAAAAAGAUCCAAGAAAAGAGCUUCAUGUCACUUGAAAAGCUUAAAGUGAUUAACUUUUCCCAUACCAAAAUUCAGAAAUUACCUAUCAUUAGGACCCUUAGAAAUCUGAGCAUAGUCUUGUCAAAAGGGUGUACUGCGUUGACCGGAAUGCGCUUGCUCAGACAGGUUUCGAGCAUCAAGGUUCUUGAUCUUUCAGGUGCAACCAACAUAAGAGAAAUUAUGUAUGACUGCUUUGAAGGACCAGAAAGCCUUAGAGAACUUGAUCUAUCAGAAACUCGGAUACAAUAUUUGCCUCCUGUAGCUGGCAACCUUCAGAAACUGAGACUAAAGAAAUGUGAAUUGUUACGAUAUCUUCCGGAUCUGUGGGGACAUACUAGACUCGAGGAAAUUGACCUCUCAGGUUGUAAGAUGCUUGAGAACUUGCCAGAUUUUAGUGCCCUUCAAAAACUGAGGAUUCUAGACUUGCGUGAUACAAAACUUUACAGCAAAGAUUUGGUGGAAUCCUUGAAUCAUAUCAAAGGCCUCAAAAUUCUAUCCUAAAGUUGAGCAGAUUGCUCCUUCUUGACAGCCAUAAUUUAUUCAUGUAACAUUUGAUGAGAGGUUGUUCAAGCUUACUGAGAGUGACAUUGGGAACCGGAGUUGCAAUUUUCUUUGCCAAGUUUUAUGGUUUGCUCAUUUAAAGUGUGUUCAUCUGCUGGACUCGAAGUUUUCCGAACCCUCGGGAGGAGCAGAGCUAAUUUGGCUAUGUUUAUAUGUAAAAUAAGCUUUCAUUUUGUUUUGAAAUUGUGAUCUUGCUUGUGUCUGUGUGUGAUUUCUAUUGUGUUCGGUUCGUGCCAAAGACUAAACUGGUGUUGGGAGGGUUUUAUCAACUGCUACUCUGUUGUGCUUUAUAUAUUACAUCUCUAUUCCCCA